Strongylus vulgaris is the source of this 452-nucleotide messenger RNA. Lineage: Eukaryota; Metazoa; Nematoda; Chromadorea; Rhabditida; Strongylidae. The record is from the annotation of a GenBank genome assembly.
UUGGUUUACGAAGGAUUAAUCAGCACCAAGCUGGGAGGGCUAUAUCAAACCACAUAUCACGAAAAGGACGGGACUAAAAAAGUGGCUGCAGUAACACAAAUGGAACCGACCGAUGCUCGCAGUAUGGUGCCAUGUUUUGAUGAACCUGAAUUUAAAGCAUCUUGGAAAGUCAAAGUGGUUCAUCCCAAAGGGACUACAGCCACAUCAAAUACAAUUGAGGAUGGACCAGUAGAGGAUAAUGGCGGCUGGUUAACAACGAAGUUUGUUGAAACUCCCAAAAUGUCCUCUUACCUACUCGCUCUUAUGGUCUCAGAAUUCGAAAAUAUCAAUGGCAAAACCAAAACUGGUGUGGAGGUAAGACGAGCAAACAACGAAAAUUUGCGCAAACACUGCCAAAUAGGAACUAACUGUUGUAUGCGUAGAAUAUGUGGUCGUAGAUCUCGAUUGUAGUC